Capsella rubella is the source of this 601-nucleotide messenger RNA. RefSeq names its product probable ubiquitin-conjugating enzyme E2 31. The record is from RefSeq and is a predicted model, not a curated record. The transcript has 4 exons. The coding region runs from base 28 to 477 and encodes 149 amino acids. NCBI's taxonomy places the organism in Eukaryota, Viridiplantae, Streptophyta, Magnoliopsida, Brassicales, Brassicaceae.
CAUAGAUUGGUUAGUAAUUGUAAGAAAAUGUCGAAGGCUAGAGCAAUGCAGCGAAUUGAGAAGGAGUUCAAGGAGUUGAAUUCCUCUAAAUCUGAUUACAGUGUUGGUAGAGACGAAUCAAACAUAUUCAAAUGGAAUACAUUCAUUCAAGGACCCGUUGAUACUCCCUAUGCUGGUGGUGUGUUUCCCAUCGACAUUGAGUUUCCUAAUGACUACCCUUUUAAACCACCCAAGUUUACCUUCAAAACUCCAAUUUACCAUCCAAAUAUCAAUUCUCAAGGAUCAAUUUGCAUUGACAUUCUUAAAAACAAUUGGACUCCUCCUCUCACUGUUGAAAAGGUGCUUAUGUGCAUAUCUUCACUAUUGGCGGAUCCAAACCCAGAUGACCCUCUUGUAGCUGAGAUUGGACAACAGUUUAAGAGUGAUAAGCCCCAAUUUGAGGAGACAGCCCGGGAAUGGACUCAACGACAUGCGUAAUAUAGUUUUUUCAUCAUAUUUCUCCUAUUUAUUAGCCAUCAAUUGCUUACUAUGGAAUUAUGAUAUGUUAUUAUGGACUUCUUAACUAUAUGAUAAAUAAAAGUCGCAAUCUUCAUUUUGAUUU